Messenger RNA from Mytilus trossulus (common blue mussel), 1371 nucleotides. Its product is annotated as hydroxylysine kinase-like. The record is from RefSeq and is a predicted model, not a curated record. Gene Ontology annotation, molecular function: amino acid kinase activity. The transcript has 5 exons. The coding region runs from base 117 to 1367 and encodes 416 amino acids. Lineage: Eukaryota; Metazoa; Mollusca; Bivalvia; Mytilida; Mytilidae.
CACAGCUGAUAGGUAUAAUUAUUCUUCUCUAAACUAUAAGUAUUUUACGCACUAUAUGGAAGCGAGAAACCUACAAAAUUACAUUCUUUUUGCCAUUUCCAGUUUGCAUUGUUUUGAUGAAUAGCGAAGAAAAUAUGUCUAACAGAAAGUCAUUUGAAGGUGAUUUGUUAUUGCAAACUAAAUCAAAUGAUGAAAACCAAAAUUCAGAAGAAUUUAUGGCCGUUGUGAGACAAUACCACCAAAUGAAGCCAAACCUGCCACCAACAUUUGUAAAGAAUGUGACGUUAAGGUUGUAUGGAAUGACAGUAGUGGAAAACCAGGAAUUAGACAGUUAUGAUGAUUUCAAUUACCAUAUAACCGUAGAUCAAGUGAUCAAUAACGACUACAUAAAUGACUUCCGUCCAGCAGGUUACGUCCUAAAGGUCCUAAAUUACAAGGACUCACAGAACAACAACCUGAUAGAGGCCAUGCAUUUCGUUCUGAAUCAUUUGAAGAGGAAAUCUUUUCCUGUACAAGCUUUUGUAUCAAAUGUUUAUGGUGAGAUGUGGUCCAGUGAAACAAUUGUCAAUAAAUUCAGUACCAAACAAACAUAUAUAGUUUCAAUGAUGACGUACCUGGAAGGCAAAACAAUGACGAGUGAACAAAUUAAUCCUUCUUCGCUUUAUAAUAUUGGAAUAUAUGCUGGCUUAUUACAGAAAGCAUUAGAGGAUUUUGAUAAUGAUUUCCUGACAAAAAGGGAAAACCAAUGGGAUUUGCUGGAGCUCCCAAAGCUUGUGAAAUUUACACCUGCCCUUGAACACAAGGAAGAGUUCCAGUUAUUGAAAAUAAUCAUGACAGAUUUCAAGAAAGAAGUCGUCCCAGUAUUGGAGCAUCUAACAAAAGUUCUUAUCCAUGGUGACCUGAACGAUGGUAAUAUCCUUGUUAAAGAAGUAAUGAAACGGAAAAAUGUCCAAAAGGAGAAAACAACAUAUGAUAUUGUGGGCAUCAUCGACUUUCUUGACAUGCAGUACAGUUAUACUAUAGUUGAUAUUGCAAUUUUAAUAGCACAUAUGUCGGCUGAAUGUACUUGUAUGGACCCGAUAGAUGUUGGUGGACAUAUAUUAGCUGGAUAUAUGACGAUAAAAGAAUUGACCCACAACGAAAAGGACAUUCUCAGACUUUUAAUUUGCAGUCGAUUGGCGCAACUGAUAAUUUUGAACGAAUUUACUCUUUUAAUUGAUCCACACAAGAAGAGUGUACGGUUAUAUCUUGAGAAUUACAAACGAAUAAUUUGGAAAUUUUGGAAAACUUCAAAAACUGAACUUUAUAGAAGAUGGGAUGUAGUAUUGAGGGAUAACAACAUUGAAAAUGUCUUUACUAUUUUGUAGAUAC